UCAUAAUGCAUACAAAUAUCAAAAUGAAAUAAAAUAAUAUGAUUGUGAGAUUAGAAUAUUUUUUCAUCUUUGUGUUUGAUUUUUCAGUUGAACAUUUUUUGCAGUGCCAAAACGUGUUGUUUCACGGAAAACACAAAGAUUUAUUUAUUAUUUAUAAAAACCUUGAAAACUCUGUUUACCCGCAUGAUUUGCACCAUCAUUCAUUGAUCUUUUUAUUUACAUGGAUUUGUUUGUCUAGUGUUCAAAUUCAUCUUGUCGAGUCCUGUAUUGUCGUUGAAAAGGUUAAUAAACGCAGCAUGGUUCCAAACUGAUUGAGUCAGUGAGUGUGUUUUAUGAUGUAAUGACGAUAUGAUAAGGAGCAGCGCUGGCCACUACCUUGUGAGUCUGUUGCCUACAAUAAAAAAACCCAGGGAGUGGCUCAGUGUGGCACUGUAAUGAAACACCUGCGCCUUCCCACCAUUGUUCCUGGUGUUCACUCGUCGGUUUGGCCAUUUUGGAUCAUUUAGACCAGAGGGCAAUCCAAACAACGCUGUCUUCGGCUCAUUCAAAUAUUGUUUGGAUUGUUGUUUGCGGGAAAGUUGAGGAGGCAGAUUUCCACAACCAUGAGAUAUGCGAGAGUCUUCCUCACUCUCGGGCUGUUUGUUGUCAGCAUGACCUUCUUAUAUUCAAGAUAUCAAACCAGCAACAAAGGAUUCAGAAGGAUCCAUGACGCGCUUAACUUUGGAUAUCAAACCAGCAACAAAGAAUUGAGAAGGAUCCAUGACACGCUUAACUUUGGGUACCUGGAUGCCUACUGCAAGACUUUCCUUACCUCUGCAGAACAACACUUCAUGUUGGGAUUACCGGUGACAUAUUAUGUGUUUACGGAUUUACCAGAGAUGGUACCAAACAUUGAGCUUGGUCCUCACCGAAGCCUGAAAGUUAUUAAGGUGGCAAAGCACUCCAGGUGGCAGGACAUCUCUAUGAUGCGCAUGAAGACCAUAUCAGAAGCCAUAGCAGCAGAGAUUUGUCACAACUUCACGUAUGUCUUCUGCUUUGAUGUGGACCAAGAGUUUAAAGGGAGAUUUGGCUCAGAGGCUUUGGGGGAUUCUGUGGCUUUGCUCCAUGCCCACUAUUACAAACGUCCACAGAAUAUGUUCACCUAUGACAGAAACUCCAAAUCCAAAGCCUACAUGGAAACUGGAGAUUUCUACUACCAUGCUGCCAUCUUUGGAGGAGCGUGGGAAAAUGUCAAGAACUUGACAGAUUCCUGCUAUCUGAGCAUCAUGGAGGACAAAUUAAAUAACGUAGAGGCUCUGUGGCAUGAUGAAAGUCACCUAAACAAGUACUUUUGGCUGAACAAACCAAGCAAGCUGCUCUCCCCUGAGUAUUGCUGGGACCAGAGUAUUGGUGACUGGAGGGACAUAAACAUCACCCGCCUGGUGUGGGCACCAAAAAACUAUGACGCACUUCGUGAUUCAUUGAAGAGCCAUUAACCUGAAUAACUGAAAACAUGGACUGGAUAUUGGAUCAGCAGCAGCUCUACUCCGAGUUCCCUCCAAAUGUCCGCACCCCUUGCCCUAUCACCAAGGCUGAGCCCAGCCACCCUGCAGAGAAAGCUAAUUUUGGCCAUUAUUGCCAUGUAUUAUCUGGACCUUACUGAUAUCAUUAUUGACACUGAUUAGUCAAUAUACAUUUGCAUGAAUGAUGUGUAGCAUGUGAACAGCUGGUUGCCUGUUUAAUUUUGUUGAUAUAGACAAUGGGAGGUCAGAUAAGAAUUCAUGUUCCCACAAAGGGAAAUGCGAUUGCUGUAGUCUGCCUCUUUUUACGUUGACAAAACGUUGACAGUUUUAGGAAGAAUGUCUCAACAACUGUUGGGUGAACUGUCAUAUAAUGAGGAACCCAAAAUGUGUCAUCAAUCUUCUCUCACCCCCGGGUGCUCCCACCCCGCCACUCAGCGUGAAGCACCUGUGUCAUUCAGCUGACCUCAGAUCAGCUUGGACCUGUCUUGACCGAAGACAGUGAUGCAUUAUUCAUAAGACUGGCACCAUCUGGCACAUGAUCACAUCCUGCCACCUCAUAGCUCUUGCCCUGUCAAAGACACAGAGAAGUAUAAUCAUCAGAACAGUUUUUAAUGCUGCCUGUUUUUUUCUGUCAAGAUGUUGGAGCUAAUCUUUUUAAACAGGCCGAUUUGUAUUGGAAAGAUAAAAAUAGUCUUAACACUG
This is a messenger RNA of Scophthalmus maximus (turbot), 2204 nucleotides long. RefSeq names its product N-acetyllactosaminide alpha-1,3-galactosyltransferase-like. The record is from RefSeq and is a predicted model, not a curated record. The transcript is spliced from 6 exons. Gene Ontology annotation, cellular component: Golgi apparatus; vesicle; membrane. Gene Ontology annotation, molecular function: hexosyltransferase activity. Bases 603 to 1475 code for a protein of 290 amino acids. NCBI's taxonomy places the organism in Eukaryota, Metazoa, Chordata, Actinopteri, Pleuronectiformes, Scophthalmidae. Gene Ontology annotation, biological process: carbohydrate metabolic process.